Camellia sinensis is the source of this 627-nucleotide messenger RNA. Lineage: Eukaryota; Viridiplantae; Streptophyta; Magnoliopsida; Ericales; Theaceae. The record is from RefSeq and is a predicted model, not a curated record.
AUGGCAGUUUGGUUAGCAGCUAAAUCAGGGCAAUCAUUCGUCUCAACCCUGUAUCAAUACACUGAUUUGCAGCAUGGAGAAGUAAUGAGUUCUUGUCGGUUGGUGUGGGUUAAAUACCUCCCCCCUAAAGUCCAAUUUUUCGGUUGGUUAGCUUGGAAGCAUAAGGUGAAAACUUCUGUUUUUCUGAAUAGAAUAGGUGUGCUGAACGCUAGUGCUGGAACUACUUGUCUGUUCUGCAAACAAUCCCAGGAGACAGUAGAACACUUGCUAAUCUUAUGUCCUAAGGUAUGGAGAGUGUGGGCUGGUCUGUUGCAGUGGUGGGGAGCGCAGUGGGUGACACCUAGAUCUGUUGCAGAACUUUUGCAGUGGUGGGCAGGUAAUAAAUGCACCAAAGCUGAAAGGAGAAUUUGGGAUGCAAUCCCUUUGGUGGCUCUGUGGUCAAUCUGGAAGCAUAGGAAUGAAUGCCUUUUUCAAGAUGUCCAACCUAACCUGGAAGAGAUGCAUGAAACUAUUGUCGUUAGGACUACAAUAUGGCUGAAAUCUGAUUCAAGGGAUUUACACUAUCCAAUCACUGACUAUGUGUAUAAUCUGGUGCAAAUUAGAAGAUGUUUGGGUGGGAGGAUGUAA